AUGGGGACAACUAAUAGCGGCACUCACUUGACAACAGCAAGAGAUGAGUGCGAAGCUACUACAAGGGCUGAUUACAAUAUGGAUCAUUCAAGUUCUGCCUCUGCCAGUGGCAGUGAUAGCGCCACUGCUGCUAGUGUAUCUGCUGCCAAUGAAUUACUGGAUAAACCCCUAUGGAAAUAUGUUACCCAAUUGGAUGCUAGAGUGGAAGCAGGAGGGAAUUUGUCUUGGAAGUGUAACUUUUGUAAAAAAGAUUAUAAAAGUUCGUAUACUAGAGUGAGGGCUCACUUGUUAAAAAUACCAAGCAAAGGAAUUGGGAAAUGCUUAAUGGUGCAAAAUAGAGACAUGAUAGAGAUGGAAAAAUUGGAACAGGAAGCUGAACAGAGAAAGCAAUCUAAUGCACCUAGAAAUGUACCUUUACCCCCUUCUAGCUCUUCCACUGGCCCAAAAAAAAGAAAAACUACGGGUUCUCUUGAGAUGGCAUUCAAUGUUGGGGAACGAGAAGAAUUAAAUUAUCUGAUUGCUAAAAUGUUUUAUUCAGCAGGAUUGUUAUUCAAUUUGGCAAAGAACCCUUACUUCCAAGCUUCAUAUACUUAUGCAGCAAAUCAUAAUAUUGGAGGUUAUUUGCCACCGGGAUAUAACGCGUUGCGAACCACUAUGUUGCAAAAAGAGAAAGAAAAUAUUGAUAGGUUGUGUGAACCUAUUCGAGAAGCGUGGACUCAUAAGGGGGUGAGUAUUGUAAGUGAUGGGUGGAGCGAUUCACAAAGGAGGCCUCUCAUUAAUUUCAUGGCAGUAUCUGAUGGUAAAGCAAUAUUUUUAAAAUCAGUUGAUUGCUCGGGGGAGAUUAAGGAUAAAAAUUUCAUUUUCAGGUUGCUGAAGGAAGUUAUUCAAGAAGUAGGAGAGGCGAAUGUGGUUCAAGUAAUCACAGAUAAUGCUGCAAAUUGUAAGGGAGCAGGGCAACUGAUUGAGCAGGAAUUCCCAUCAAUUACCUGGACACCGUGUGUUGUUCACACAUUGAAUUUGCCUGUGAAAAAUAUUUGUGCUGCAAAAAAUGUGGAGAACAAUCAAAUAACAUAUGAGGAAUGCAGCUGGAUUUCUGAUAUUAUAGGUGAUGUUGCUGCAAUAAAGCAUUUCAUUAUGAAUCAUUCUAUGAGAUUGGCAAUCUAUAAUGAGUUUGUGAGUUUGAAGUUGCUUUCUAUUGCUGAUACUCGUUUUGCUUCAAUGAUUGUGAUGCUGAAGAGGUUCAAGUUAAUAAAGAGCGGUCUCCAAAAUAUGGUGAUAAGUGAAAAAUGGAAUAUUUAUAGAGAUGAUAAUCUUGGGAAGGCCAGACUUGUGAAGGAAAAAUUAUUGGAUGAUUGUUUUUGGGAUUCAGUUGAUUACAUACUUGCCUUCACUGCUCAUAUUUAUGAUAUGAUCAGAGCUUGUGACACUGAUAGAGCUUGUCUUCACUUGAUAUAUGAUAUGUGGGAUUCAAUGAUUGUGAAAGUGAAGAAAGCUAUAUACCAUAAAGAGAGGAAAAGGAUGGAAGAUAGCUCCUCUUUUUAUGAUGUGGUGCAUCGCAUUCUUGUGGAUCGUUGGACAAAAAAUUCAAGUCCACUACAUUGUUUGGCACAUGCUUUAAAUCCCAAAUACUAUAGUCAACAAUGGCUUCAGGAAGAUUCUAGUCGAGUUCCUCCACACAUGGAUUUAGAGCUUACUCAAGAGCGACAAAAAUGUUUAAGGAGAUUCUUUCCUGGCAUGGAGGACCGAGGCCGGAUUAGUUUGGAGUAUGCAGAUUUUAUUAGCAAUAGUGGAACCUUUGGCGAUUUUGAUGCCAUCAAUACUCAAUACACUAUGGAUCCGAAAUCUUGGUGGCUACUUUAUGGUACUUUUACACCGAUGCUGCAAAAAAUAGCAUUGAGACUUGUGCAACAACCCUCCUCUUCAUCAUGUGCUGAACGCAAUUGGAGUACUUAUUCUUUUGUGCAUUCCAUCAAGAGGAAUAAAAUCACUCCAAAACGUGCUGAAGACUUGGUUUAUGUGCAUAGCAAUCUUCGACUCUUAUCAAGAAAGACUCCUAGUUAUGCACAAGGAGCAACUCAAAUGUGGGAUAUUGCUGGAGAUACAUUCGAUUCACUUGAUGAUGUUGGAGAUCUUCAAUUUGCUAGUCUUUCCCUUGAUGAGCCAGAGAUAGAUGCUGUGAUUAUUCAAGAUGGAGAUGAAAAUAAUUGA
Molecule: messenger RNA, 2208 nt
Organism: Gastrolobium bilobum
Lineage: Eukaryota; Viridiplantae; Streptophyta; Magnoliopsida; Fabales; Fabaceae
Exons: 4
Coding region: 1-2208 (735 amino acids)
Molecular function (GO): protein dimerization activity
Source: RefSeq, a predicted model, not a curated record